UGUAGCCGCCGCCGCCGCUCCUCAGCGCCGGGCCCAAGCGCUGCGCGGCCGCUGCUCGCCGGCUGCGCCCCGCCAUGCAGGACUACGAGGGGGUCACCGCCUUCCUGGGCGAGUGGGGCCCCUUCCAGCGCCUCAUCUUCUUCCUGCUCAGCGCCAGCAUCGUCCCCAAUGGCUUCACCGGGCUCUCCAUCGUCUUCCUGGCCGGCGCCCCCGAGCACCGCUGCCGGGUGCCCCCCAGCGCCAACCUGAGCCGCGAGUGGCUCAACGCCAGCAUCCCCCGCCAGGUGCAGGGCGGCCGGGAGGGGCCCAGCAGGUGCCGCCGCUACCGCCUGGAGUCGCUGGCCAAUUUCUCCGCGCUGGGGCUGCAGCCCGGCAGGGAUGUGGAUCUGAGUCAGCUGGAGCUGGAGAAGUGCCUGGACGGCUGGGAGUACAGCCGGGAGCUCUACCUCUCCACCAUCGUCACCGAGUGGCUACUAAACUGCCAGCUCUCCUGGCAAGUUCCCAGCACAGAAAACUGUUUCUUCUGUAACCCUCUCGUUUUUGUCUUUGUCCACCAAAGGUUUGGCAGGAAGAAAGUUCUGUUUGCGACCAUGGGGGUGCAAACCGGCUUCAGCUUCCUGCAGGUCUUCUCUACCAGCUGGGAGAUGUUUUCAGUGCUCUUUGUCAUCGUCGGCAUGGGACAGAUCUCUAACUAUGUGGCAGCCUUUGUACUUGGCACAGAAAUUCUUGGCAAAACAGUUCGUAUUAUAUUCUGCACGUUAGGCGUUUGCAUAUUUUACGCAAUUGGCUACAUGUUGCUGCCACUGUUUGCUUACUUCAUCAGAGACUGGCGGAUGCUGCUUCUGGCUCUUACUUUACCUGGGCUGCUUUGCAUUCCACUGUGGUGGGUCGUUCCAGAAUCUCCCCGGUGGCUGAUCUCUCAAGGAAGAGUACAAGAGGCAGAAAUCAUCAUCCGAAAGGCUGCAAAAACAAAUGGUAUUACAGCCCCAGAUGUAAUAUUUGACCCUAUGGAGCUGCAGGAAAUGACUUCCCAGAAGCAGCAGACGCACACCAUUUUGGACCUAGUGAGGACAAAAAAUAUUCGACUUGUCACUAUUAUGUCAGUGAUUAUUUGGAUGAUAAUCUCUGUAGGCUAUUUUGGCCUCUCACUUGACACUCCUAACUUGCAUGGUGAUGCCUACGUAAACUGCUUCCUCUCAGCGGUUAUCGAAGUUCCAGCCUAUAUUAUAGCCUGGGUGCUUCUCCGAAAUCUCCCGCGACGAUAUUCGAUGGCUGCUGCAUUAUUCUUGGGAGGCUGCGUCCUUCUCUUCAUUCAGCUGGUCCCUCCACACCUUCACAUCCUGUCCAUUAUCUUGGUGAUGCUGGGUAAAUUUGGGAUCACAUCUUCCUUUUCAAUGGUUUACGUUUACACUGCUGAGCUGUACCCAACAGUCGUGAGGAAUAUGGGAGUUGGAGCCAGUUCCAUGGCCUCCAGAUUGGGCAGCAUCCUCUCACCUUAUUUUGUUUACCUUGGUGCCUAUGACAGAUUCCUGCCUUACAUCCUCAUGGGAAGCCUGACUGUGCUGACGGGAAUCCUUACUCUGUUUCUCCCAGAAAGUUAUGGCACGCCUCUCCCAGACACCAUAGAGCAGAUGCUGCGGGUUAAAGGACUCAAGUACAGACAUACAUCUAAUAGCACAAGGGUUUCAAAGGACGAAGAAGAAAGCCCAGUGAUUCUUAAAAGCACGGCUUUUUGAUGACACUACACUGUAUACUUCAUGAUGGACUGAAAAGUAAACUGACUUUUCUUUUAAUUUUCCUUCCAGAAAGGGCUAGUAGCAACACUUUGUGUCCUGUAAUUAUAAACUUAUUUAUUAAAUGAAACACUGUUUUCAGUACGUUCUUUUUAUAUGAACGUAGAUACUGUAUAUCGCUUCGUGAGAUCUUCAUCCACAGUCGUUUAAUGUGUCAAAACCACAGAACUAUGUUGGAUAAACCCAGUUUAUAAUUUUAAGAAUUACUAUGACACUCUUGCUGUAGACCUCAAUAUCUAAAAGGUGCUUGUCACUGAGUGCUGAUGGAGUGACUUCAGUCCUUAACGAGCUUAAGAUAACUCAUGUUAACAAGAGUUAAAAAUUGCCAGCUCUUUCCAAAUUGUAAGAAAAGGCUGCCAGUGAUACUGGAUUUCUCGACAUGCACAAACACACAUAUCUGCCCGCAGGCAGGGAGCUUGUUAUAAAGUAACAAAGGUGGUGAAAAUACCUGGCUUGGCAAUUUUAUAUCAGAACAUAAAUCAUACACAGGUGGCUUUGCACAAGAUUAAUUCCUGAACAACUUCAGGGAUGAAAAAAGAAAAACUUUGACAAAUGAAUUUGAAAACUUGACUUUAUUUUAGCUGGAAAUGGAUUGAGAAGAUUUUCUUGCACAAAUCAUUUGCAAUAUUUAAGUUUUGCUAGCAAAGUAAUUCUGAUUGUUUCAAAUAUCUUUUUAAUAUGACCACCGGGUGAAGUUGUUUACAUCUGGUAUUGGGGUGUGUCCUAGUCCAGGUGCUUAUUUAUUUUUAAAACUAUAAAUAGGUUUCAUCUGUAUUUCUUUUAUCCUUUAGGAUACAGUAUGUAAGCUAAUCCUUCUAAGUCUUUUGUACAGUUUGAUUCGGGGCAUUAUGUCUAUUUUCAAAACUUUCUAUUUCCUGUUUUGUUCUUUUUUUGUCAGUUUCCUCAACAUGGAGGGCUAAAUUCCACUCUCAGGUGUACCCUGUGCACUCACAUAAAAUUGAAUGUGAGGGGGUUACAUGGGUAUAAUUAAGAUCAAUAUUUAGCCUCAAGUCCUGGCCAUAAGCUCGACUAAGAGCCAAGAAUGUCAUUUCACAUGUUCUGUUUUCUCACAAAUAUCAUGAAAUCAGUGAAAAAAUUUUUAAAGAGCAAAACCAAGAAAUCGUGUUAAAAAUCUGCCAAGAGCCAAUUCCUUUGAUUGCAGAAGCUGCCUUCGUAGCGUUUGUGUUUCUUUCGGGAAAACUUGUUUCUUUCUCAUUUGGACAAUGCUGAAAGCACAUUUCUUCACACUGGGACAGGUUUAAGCAGGGCCGGCUCCAGGCACCAGCCCACCAAGCUUGUGCUUGGGGCGGCACCUGGAGGGGGGCG
Molecule: messenger RNA, 3119 nt
Organism: Terrapene triunguis (Three-toed box turtle)
Lineage: Eukaryota; Metazoa; Chordata; Testudines; Emydidae
Product: solute carrier family 22 member 5-like
Exons: 11
Coding region: 75-1736 (553 amino acids)
Biological process (GO): transmembrane transport
Cellular component (GO): membrane
Molecular function (GO): transmembrane transporter activity
Source: RefSeq, a predicted model, not a curated record